Messenger RNA from Zingiber officinale, 2897 nucleotides. Its product is annotated as protein FAR1-RELATED SEQUENCE 7-like. The transcript is spliced from 2 exons. The record is from RefSeq and is a predicted model, not a curated record. Gene Ontology annotation, biological process: regulation of DNA-templated transcription. Gene Ontology annotation, molecular function: zinc ion binding. Bases 310 to 2694 code for a protein of 794 amino acids. NCBI's taxonomy places the organism in Eukaryota, Viridiplantae, Streptophyta, Magnoliopsida, Zingiberales, Zingiberaceae.
AAUAGCGAAUGCUCCGGGGCAGGGCUCGACCGCUUGUUUCAGUUUGUACCUGGUUAGGGCAGGCUCCUCGAGCAGCGAAACUAGGCGUCGCCCUUUCUCCGGCGCCGGCGGUAGAGGCGCUCGUUGCUCUCCGGCGAUUCGUCGGUGUUCUCGGCGUCUUGUUCGUGGGACCGUAGGCUCAUUUCUUCUCCCCCCUUCUUUCUUAUCAUAUUACAUUCGCCUCAGAGUCCUCAGUCGUCAUUUGAGAUUGCGCUCCGCCGAGGAGGUGACAGGUGGAAGUGAGAGUUAGUUGGGACAUAAUUUCUCCAUAUGGAAAGUACCUCAAGUGAGGAUGAUGAAUCACUUAAGGAUAACAAUGUGGAUCUCAAUGAUGAUAACAUUGAACAACAUAUGUCAUUUGAUGUCAGCAGUCAGUUGACUGAUGCAGAUAAUCUCUUUUCCUCUCAUCAGCAUAACUCAGAGAAUAUUGAACCUUUCGUAGGUAUGGAAUUUGAAUCAGAAGAGUCUGCAAAAUUGUUUUAUAUGGCAUAUGCUAGUCGUGUGGGUUUCUCUGUACGUAUCAGCAAGUCUCGACGAUCAAGAAAUGAUGAGUCCAUCAUCAUGCGGCGCUUUGUGUGCUCUAAAGAGGGUUUCCAUUUGAAAAAAGGGAAAUUUGAUGAUGGAAAGAAGAAGAGAAAGCGUGCAACGAUUCGAGAAGGUUGCAAUGCUAUGAUUGAAGUAAUUCAAAAAUACUAUGGAAGAUGGGUAGUUACGAAACUUGUGAAGGAGCACAAUCAUGUAGUGGCAGCACCUAGUAGAGUUCUCUAUGUGGCACCAGAAUCCUAUGGUAAUGCAGACCCAUACCUGGGCAUGGACUUCCCAUCUCAUGAAGCUGCCCAAACAUUCUAUUAUGCCUAUGCUAGCCGCAUUGGAUUUGAUGUCCGCAUAAGACUAUCCCGUCGUUCAACAAGGGAUGAGUCCUUUGUUAUGCGGCGCUUUGUGUGUACUAAAGAAGGUUUUACUCCAUAUGAAGACAAUUUUGAUGAGAGUAAGAAAAAAAGAAAUCGGACUCCUACAAGAGAAGGCUGCAAGGCCAUGUUUGAGGUGAUUAAGAAAGAUUAUGGUAAAUGGAUUGUUUCUAAACUCGUCUUGGAGCACACUCAUGAUCUAGCAGUUGCACCAAGCAAAGUGCACUAUAUUCAAUCUGAUUGUGAGGUAGUUGUUCUUGCUAAAAGUGGUACACUUAACCGUGAAAAGCCAGCAGCUCCUAGCUCGAAAACACAUCUUGGAAAAUUUGGGGAAUUCAGUGAUGUUCCUUCAAAUGGCAAUGGUUUUAGAACUGAAGUAAGAGAUACAGUACAAUCUACCUUUGAGUUGGAUGACACACAAAAUCUUUUGGAGUAUUUCAAGAGAAUGCAAGCAGAAAAUCCUACAUACUAUUAUGCAUUUCAAGUUGACAAAAAUAAUUGUCUGACUCAUGCAUUCUGGGCUGAUGCAAAAGCUAAGAUGGCAUACUACUAUUUUGGUGAUGCUGUAACAAUUGAUACAUCAUUUAUGGAGAAUAAGGACAUGGUUCCUUUUGUCACCUUCACUGGCGUGAAUCAUCAUUUGCAGUCUCUAAAUUUUGGAUUUGCUCUACUUACAGAUGAGUCAGAAGCUUCAUUUGUUUGGCUUUUUGAAAAUUGGAUCAUAGCAAUGUGUGGACGCCAUCCAGUUUCUCUGAGCACUGCCUAUCAUGAGGCUAUCGGAUCAGCAAUUUCUAGGGUGUUCCCUGGGACACGUCAAAGAAUCUGUAAACAGCAUGUCUUAGAUAAGUGUAAUGAAUGGCUGUCUGAUGUUUAUAUGACUCGAAAUACUUUCAAACAAGAAUUUGAAAAAUGUGUCAAUGUGUCUGGAACAGCUGAUAUAUUUGAGUCAUGUUGGUUGGCAUUGAUUGAGAAGUUCGACCUUGGUGAAAAUUCAUGGCUGCAACUUCUGUUCGACAUCAGACAAAAAUGGGUCCCUGCUUAUGUGAAAGAUGUAUUUACUGCAGAAGUUUCAUUUACUCAAAAACCUGAAAGCCUCGUCAAUUUUUUUGAAAAGUACUUCAAUACAAAAACAUCCUUACUGGUGCUUGCUUCUUUGCUUGAACAAGCUAUGGCAGGUUGGUAUGAAAGGGAGGCAUUAGAAGAUCUAGCUUCAUCUUAUACUAGACCAAUUCUGAGUACACCAUCAAACAUGCUGAAGCAAGUGGUGGACAUCUACACAAGAACAAUAUUUGAUGUAUUUCAGGAGGAAUUUGUGGAAUCACUUGGUUAUUUAGUUGACAAAAUAGAUGAUGGCGUUAUUUGCAAGUUUAAUGUCACUAAGAAUGAGGAUAUCAGUACCUCUUUUAUAGUGACUUAUAACUUCUCAAACAAAAGAACAAGUUGCAGCUGCUGUAAGUUUGAGACAUCUGGUAUCCUGUGUAGGCAUAUAUUGAGGGUCUUUCUAACAGUUGAUGUUCGCUCCCUUCCAGAGUGUUAUAUAUUGAAGAGGUGGACCAAAGAUGCCAAGAAUGGAUUUGUACUGGAUGAGAGCUUACGUUAUAAUGAACUUUAUCGUGAUGCUGUAAAAUAUGCAAAAGAAGGAUCAACAUCUGAAGAGGUUUAUGCAAUAGCAAAGAGUGCACUUCAGAUUGGUUUCUCUCAAGUAUUGACUGCAAAGAAGAACAUUGCAAGUCAAUGUACAAUGUGAUUAUAGCUGUUUUGAAUCAUCAAUUGGUAUUUUUUAUUGGAGCUCCAACCUUGGCAUACGUGUAUUAGUAAUCUUGUACUAUUUUCUUUGUUAGUUUUCUCACCUAUUUUUUCAUAUCCAACCUUUUCUCUCAUCAUAAACCAGUUUCUUAGCAAGUCUGUAUAACUUGAUUUCUAGAAGUAUUAAGAUAUAUUUUCAAUUCA